Molecule: messenger RNA, 4962 nt
Organism: Daucus carota subsp. sativus
Lineage: Eukaryota; Viridiplantae; Streptophyta; Magnoliopsida; Apiales; Apiaceae
Exons: 9
Coding region: 349-4794 (1481 amino acids)
Biological process (GO): regulation of DNA-templated transcription
Cellular component (GO): nucleus
Molecular function (GO): transcription coregulator activity
Source: RefSeq, a predicted model, not a curated record
AAGGACAAAAUCUCCCCGGUUUGUUUUCUUUUCGCCCCAAUUCAUCUUCCUGUUUCCUGAAUCAGACACCGCCUUCGCACUACCAUUAACACCGCUCCAUCUCAAAAUCCUCUAGUUCAUUCUUUUCGUUAUCAUCAUAAUCAUAAUAUUUAAUAAAUUAAACUUUUUUCUUAUUUUAAUGUCAUCACCACCAUCUCAUCAUCCAAUCUCGAUUAUCGAUGCAAAUUAGUUCAAUUUCUAUAUAGACAAGUCAAUCCGCCGUGUUCCAAUUCAUCCUCCGGAAGAAAGGAUAUUAGGCUUGUCAAUUUGUUGACACGCUGGUUUUUGGGGUUAUUUGAUUGUUUGAGUAUGGCUUCUAGUUCAGGUCUGGUGAUGAAUGAGACUGAUUGUCCUGAUCGGGAAACUGCUGUAGAUGUAAGCUUAGGUAAAAACGGUCAAUGUUCCUUAGAGUGUGGAAAAGAUGAGAAAGAAGAGUGUGGGGAACAUGAUGAGGAUGAGGACGAGGAUGAGGAUUUUGAUUUUAAUCCGUUUUUAAAAGAAAACCUGUCGAUUGAAGCUUCUUCGAGCCUAAGUUCUGAAAUCGAAGGAGUAGAGGCUGAUGUUGUUGAUAGUGGAGAAGGAAAUUCUCCAUUUUCAGUCACUGCAUUGUUGUCAAAGCCAGUAAAUCAAGUGAAAGACUAUGCUGUAGGUGAUAGUGAGAAUGGAAGGGUCGUUACAGUUGCUUCUGAUGAUGCCAGCAAAGUUGGAAGAGUGGGUGUGUCUGCCGAGAAUGAAGCUUUUGUUGAAAAGGAUAGUGUUUUAAGCAAUGGGAAAAAGGUGGUUAAUAAUGUUGUGGGACAUUUAGAUACCAGUGUACAGUCUACAAAUGUCAUAAUGGAUGUAGAUGAUGAGGAUGCUAUAUGUAGGCGUACUAGAGCUCGAUAUUCUCUUGCUAGUUUUACACUUGAUGAACUUGAGACUUUUCUUCAAGAGACUGAUGAUGAGGACGACCUGCCAAAUGUUGAUGAUGAGGCUGAGUACAGAAAGUUUCUUGCAGCCGUUCUACAUGGUGGAGAUGCUGAUCACAUGGCAGAAAAAGAAAAUGAAAAUGUUGAUGAUGAAGAUGAAGAUAAUGAUGCUGACUUCGAGUUGGAAAUCGAAGAGGCACUUGAGAGUGAUGUUGAUGAAAUUUUAAAGUCACCGGCCCAAGUUCGAAACUCUGAGGGAGGUGGUCGGCGGCCUGAAACUAGACAGAAUAAACAGCAGAAAUCUUCUGCUCAGCUAAAAAAGAAAAGUUCCGGGCAUCUGAGUAUGCCACUACGCCCCCUUUUACCUUAUGUACCAGUUUUAUCUUCUACUGCAUUUCAGGAAAACCUGACAAGGCUUGAGAGUGCUUCACAUCGCCAGCCUUCUUCUGCAAUUGAUAGCACGCUGAAUGGAUUUACUCCACAUCAGAUAGGACAAUUGCAUUGUUUAAUACAUGAGCAUGUUCAACUCCUUAUACAGGUGUAUUCUUUAUGUAUAUUUGAGCCUUCUAAGGAGCAUAUUGCUCCUCAAAUACAGGGAAUGAUUUUAGAGAUUCUUAAUAAGCGUAAUCAAGUAUUAAAAUAUAGAACGACACCAUAUCCAAGUUCUUAUUUCUUUCCUCCAUACAUCCGUCCUUCAGUGUCGAAUGAACAUGAGAUUUCUUUACAAACACAAGACACUUCUCCAUCUCCUAUAAAUGCCUCAGAAAGUGACAGCUGUCCUGAAAAUAAUAUAACAUUGCCUCCUCAUAGUGGCAGACAUAAAUCUGUUUCUUGUAGCAAGGAAGGUCAAAUACAAGCCACUGAGGGUCCCAUGUGGAUGCCUUCUAUAAAUGGCCAUGUACUGUCAAUUCUAGAUGUAGCUCCGCUGAAUUUAGCUAAGAGCUAUAUGGAUGAAGUCUCUUCUGCUGUCCAAGAGUAUCAGAGGCGACAUGUUGGAGAUGCUUGCGAUACCCGCUUUGAGAAGGAACCUUUGUUUCUAUUGAAAAAUCUCGACCCUCAUGCUAAUGAAGCUCAGAGAGGUUCUGAAGCUGUAACUGGAAAGCCAUCUUCAGGCAAUGAUCAGGGACUUAAAAAGACACUAGCAAGUACACUUACUGAAAGGAGCAAGAAGCAGUCUGUGGCUCCAGUCCCAAAGCAAAUUGCCAAAUUAGCUCAGAGAUUUUUUUUUCUUUUUAAUCCUGCCUUGUUCCCACAUAAACCCCCCCCUGCCUCUAAUGUGAACCGGGUGCUUUUUACUGAUGCAGAGGAUGUGUUGUUAGCGUCGGGUUUGAUGCAAUAUAAUACGGACUGGAAGGCAAUCCAGCAACGUUUUCUUCCUUCUAAGUCGAAGCAUCAGAUCUUUGUCAGACAGAAAAAUCGUUCCUGUUCUAGAGCACCAGAGAAUCCGAUUAAGGCAGUUCGGAGGCUAAAGAACUCUCCCUUGACUGCAGAGGAGAUAGCUCGUAUACGAGAGGGGUUGGUGGUUUUUAAGAAUGACUUGAUGUCUGUCUGGAAAUUUGUUGUGCCUUAUAGGGAUCCAGUCUUGCUACCUCGACAGUGGCGCGUUGCUACUGGUACACAAAAAUCUUAUAAAGUCGAUGAGCAAAGAAAGAAGAAGAGACGGUUAUAUGAAUCAAAUAGAAGAAAGAGCAAACCAGCAAAUCUUGUAAAAUGGCAUUCUCCAUCUGAAAAAGAGGACUGUAGUGCUGGUGAGGAGAAUAACAGUGGAAAUGAUUGCAUUGACAAUGAAAAUGAAGCUUAUGUCCACGAGGCCUUCUUAGCAGAUUGGAGGCCAGAUACUUCGGGUGUUUCCUUGGAAUUGCCAACCUCAGAUUGUGGGCUAAAAUCCAUACCUUCUUACUUCUCGUCACAGGAGAAUUGCCACACAAAAGAGCAGAAAGGGCAGGGUAAAAGUUGCGGUGUUCGAAAUUUGCAUUGCCAAAUUGGUCAACAGUUUUCAGAGUCCUUAGAGAAUUCUCCGUUCCGUGCAUCAUCUGACGGUACUCGAGCCAACAGUGCAUUAUCCAGUCAUUUGAAUAACCCCUUUUCUGAUGUGCCUUCAAAAUCCUCUGGACCCCAACCUUCUCCAUUAAAAUAUCAAGCACGUAGAUCUAGGACAGCCUGUUUGGUGAAGCUAGCGCCAGGUUUACCUCCUGUUAACCUUCCACCAUCCGUCCGUAUUAUGUCACAAUCGGCCUUUAAAAGCUAUAAGGGUGAUACAUCGAGCAGUGUUUCUACUUCUCAGAAUGGUUAUCCUGGUCCUUCAACACCAAAUACUGUUGGUAAACUUCUUAAGGUUGCCCAGUCAGGGACUGUGGAUGCAAUAAAAUCUGGGCCUACCACUAUUCCUUUGCAGAGUAGUAUAUCUCAUUUGCACCCAAAUGAAUCAGUGCUGAGAAAGAGAGGAACUGUAGAAGAUCAAGAUGGGUCAGAUCUUCACAUGCAUCCUUUGCUAUUUCGGAGCCCCGAAGAUAGGCGUUUGCCGUAUUACCCAUUAAACAGCAGUACUAAUGCAUCUAGUUCUUUCAAUUUUUUUCCAAGAAAUCAGCCUCUGUUGAAUCUCAGUCUUUUUCAUAAUUCUAAACAAGUAAGUUACAUGACUAGUCAAUCUGGGAAGUCUUCAAAUUCGAUGGAAAAAAGGACAUUAUCUUUUGGUAUUGACUUCCACCCACUUCUUCAAAGAUCCAAUGAUGUGGACAGCUCCAUAGUUGCAUGUUCAGUUGCCGAGCAAUCUCACUGUGCAAAAUUGCCUGGAAUCCUGCUUGCUCAAUCCCAGGAGUCCGUUGGUGCUGCAAUCGGUGAUUUUCCAGUUUCUGUCCUAGAUGUACCUUCUAACCCAAGUCAAAAAAUGAAUGAUUUGGAUCUGGAUAUUCACUUAAGUUGUACAUCUACAAAGCAGAUACCUGCAGAAAGCAGGAAUGCUAUUAACGAAAACAUGACAAGAGAAGCAUCGAGUGGUCAUGUUUGUGGAAUAAAAGAUAUUCAAAAUUUCAAUCCAAAGGACCGCACUGGAUCUUCCCCAGAAGCUAUACCUCCUGUGAUUGGCCAAAAUGUUGAUUCAGUUUCCCAUGCAUCACUUCUACACAAUCAAUUUGUAAGUAGCGAGGUCGCAAAUAUUACUCCAAAUCAGUUUGUGCCUGAAAUUGUGAUGGAACAGGAGGAGUUGAGUGAUUCAGAGGAUGAAAUUACAGAGGACGUUGAAUUUGAAUGUGAAGAGAUGACAGACUCGGAAGGAGAAGAGGAAUCUAACUCUGACCAUAUUGACUUCCGAGGCAUAAAGAAUCUCUCUCAUGUUGCGGCGAAUAAAGUUGCCAUGAAUGGUGAAAGCAAUAUUGGACAACUUGAAUCAAGGCCCCCGUAUGAACCUGAUCACAAUGCCAGUUUCAAUUCUGAAGGCAGCAAGCGAACGUUAAAAAUAGAGGACCGAACGAAAUAUAAAGCAACUAGUUCGCUGUGCUUGACUUUGAAAUCUCCACCUGCUUCACAGACUAUGACCCCGAAGCAGCAUGCAGUUGCUAGAAACCCAAGAAGGUCUGCUUGCAAAAACAAAUUGGGCUCUGGUUCGAACAGAUCGUGCAAGGUUACAAGACCAAGCAACAAACAUGUAUCGUCAGCACAUGAUGUAAACACCACUCAACAGCUCAAUAUGGAUUCUAUAGUCAUCCCUGGUAGGAGACCUGGGCAAGGUGCACAUAAUGGUAGUUCCAGUUUACACGUGGAUCAAGAUGGAUAUCGUGGUUCCGUUAUGGCUGUAGACGAUUUUAAUCAUGUAAAUAGGAGGGAUUGUCGCAAUACUCACAUACCUUGAUGACUAGGUUGUGAUUAGUCUUCAAAUAUAUAUAUUUCUAAUGUGAUAGAUAGGUGCUAAGUGGUAAUGUGUCUGUGAAAUAUUAUGAAUAUGAAUUCCAUUUUCAGGUGGAAUUUUCUUGUAUAGCAUUGAUUACACUAUAUAUAAUUUUCUGGGAUUUGGUUUUAA